AUUUUUAAGUUUGGCUAAAGUGCUAAACACUCUCCACGAAGCAACUUCUACACCAUCUAACCUAAUUCAUUAUAUGUGGGACCCCACCUCCUCCUUUAUCAAUAAUUCAUCGGUGGCGUCAACUUGGACCCCACCUUGACCUAUAGACCGUCAAUUAUGGUCCAUUAGGACACGAAGACCCCGCCUAUAAGUAAAUUCUCAGAGAGCCCAUGUCUAAACGUAGCUUUUCCAACUCCUAUUUCAUUUAAUUUUCCAGGCGAAAAUGAAAUUUUCUCUUGUCGCCGUGGCAGUGACGUUGGCGGUGGUGCUGCUGGUUGCAAGCGAGUCACAGAGGGCGGAGGCAGUGACAUGCAACCCCACCGAGUUGAGCCCUUGCCUAUCUGCAAUCACGUCGGGUUCGCCGCCAUCCGACGCUUGCUGCGGCAAGUUGAGGGAGCAGAAGCCCUGCCUUUGUGGGUACCUCAAGAACCCUAAUCUGAAGCCGUUCGUCAACUCUCCAAAUGCUAGGAAGGUCGCUAACACCUGCGGCGUUCCCUACCCUCAGUGUUAGCGCUGCAUGCGCGGCGGCGCAGUCAUAAAUAGCCUUGCCGUACCGUCAAUUCGUAUCAUGAAUAAGGAGAUCUACAUAUCCAGUAUGGAUGAAGAAAUAAUAAAUGAAGUUAAUGAUGUUUCAACCUCUGCGUUGGACCUAUGCCAAAUUCUUCUUCAAUUCGGUACUAGUAUUUGUUUAUAAGAUUAUGUAAUGAAUAAGACUUGUUUAGAAGUUAUGGUCUCUUCUGUUUCUAUUUAAAAUAAUACUAGAGUUUGUAUUGCAAAAUUUAUUGUUAUUGCAACCGGUAAUUUAUAAACUAUAUAUGACAUA
Messenger RNA from Rubroshorea leprosula, 862 nucleotides. The record is from the annotation of a GenBank genome assembly. Lineage: Eukaryota; Viridiplantae; Streptophyta; Magnoliopsida; Malvales; Dipterocarpaceae.